CAGCUCGAAUGCGUGCCAUGUUGCACCUCACGUGCGCGGUGUAUAACCACGACGGAUCCGAAAUAUUGGGCUCAUAUAACGAUGAGAAUAUAUAUUUGUUUGAUUCUAAACUGGAUGUGUAUGAUAAGGAUGCACCGGACCUUAAGCAGACCUACAGCCACAAGUACAGCGGGCACAGGAACAGUGCCACGUUCAAGGGUGUGUCUUUCUUUGGCCCCCGCAGUGAGUACAUAGUGUCCGGUUCGGAUUGCGCCCACAUAUACAUAUGGGAGAAACAUUCGGAGGCCAUUGUCCAAUGGGCGGAGGGGGAUCAGAAUGGUGUGGUAAAUUGCAUCGAGCCUCACCCACGAUUCCCCAUCAUGGCAACAAGUGGACUAGACAAAGACAUCAAAAUUUGGAUGCCGAGACGCCAAUCUGGACCUGAUUUUACUGGACUGGAGAAGAUAAUCCGCUCGAACGCGGCGACGCACCGGGCGCCCAUUUUCACCGACUUCCUUCCGACGCUCUACAACGCGUGGCGCGGCUCGCUCGCCGACGAGGAGACGCCGCCCGGCAACCUAGAGUUCGACGGCAACGCGUGCACCACCUUCUAGCAGAUCUACCGGCACUCGCGCUUCACCAUACUCGGCCUGGGCAUGGGCAACGCGAACUAUUACUAGUUGCUAGAGCGCGCGUAGAGCCAUUGUAGAGCCACUCUACAAUCACCGGCGAGGUGAAUGUAGAGUCGCCGCACAGAAACCUGCGUUUCGACGGCAACGUGUGCACCACCUUCUAGCAUCUAGUAUAUGCAAUUGAAUUGGCAUUCUAAAUGUAUGAAAACCUUUCGAUUGUUAUAUAAGUUUGUUUGUAUACAAUAUGUAAAAUUAAACGGCUCUGUGAAAAUAUUUAAAAAUUGUAAAAGGCGAAUCGUAAAGCGGAAUUAGUAAUUAACUAAUUAAAAGUUAGCUUGAAAUUUGCAAGUAAAAUAUGUGAUAAAAAAUUGCAACACUCGUCAUCUGGAAAAGGAAUCACCAAAUGGACUGAAAAUAUUCAAAUUUCCAAACAAAAAAUUUUAAGUGUAUCUAAUAAAAAAAACACAUGAUAUAUGUACUAAUAAUUGUAAUAUUCCACGUUCUGUCGGAUUUUUAAUGUCUCUCACUAACUUUUAAACAUUUUAGAGGUCAGAUUACGAAAGAUACAAAAGAUCUUGAUAAUCUUUUUAAUGAAAACAAUAUGAUUAAACCUUCAUAUAGUAGAACAUUAAUGUCAUAGGACAGUUGGCUAUGGCAAAUAGAUAAGUAGUGAUUAAUUGUGUAAACAUGGUAUAACCAUGCUUAUAUUGAAAUAUUUUAAAGUUGUUUCCUUGAAAGCAUAGAUAUCAAGGAGGUAAUUUUAUAAAAGUAGUUUAAUUUCAACAAAGAAUUGAUAUGUUGUUAUGGUAAUAAAAUUAGAUUAAAAUGUAAUUCCUAUUUAAAUUAACAGAAACCAAGUGAUUUUUUUAAUUUCCCAAAUACUCUAAUGCAAUUCAGCUUUGAGUGAGGCAUAAUCUUUUAUUUAAAUUAACAGAAACCAAGUGAUUUUUUUAAUUUCUCAAAUACUCUAAUGCAAUUCAGCUUUGAGUGAGGCAUAAUCUUUUAUUUAAAUUAACAGAAACCAAGUGAUUUUUUUAAUUUCCCAAAUACUCUGAUGCAAUUCAGCUUUGAGUGAGACAUAAUCUUUACGACACGACUCAUAAACGUUGAAUAUUUGAGUAUUUGGUUUUUAUGUAAACCAAUUUUGUAGGCUAGUCUGGUUCUUACUAUACUUAAUUUGAAGUUUUGAUAUUAGUCAAUAGGAAAUUCGACUACAGUUUGUGCAUUAAAUAAUCGCAAUAUAAAUACACGCAUUUGUAAUUGGUUGUUAGUUCUAUUUAGGUAUGGUUGAAUAUAUAAAACCUCUGUCAGAACUAUGAAAGAAUCUAAGCCGAAUGACCAUAAUGCCAUUAUUUAAUAACCUUAUCAAAGUACGAUGAAAAUGUCCUACCAAGCACUUUGUUAUAUCCAAAACGUAAUACGUUAAAAGAUUCAAUGUGGCAUUGUUAAGUGCACAACCUGUAGCUUUUUUUAAUCCAAGCUUUAGCUGUAAUAGUCAUAAUAGUAAUAAUAAUCUUAACUUCAUUAUUGUGAACUAUACCAAUAUGUUUAUAAUACCCCACUUUAUUCAUAAGAAUUUGUGUAAAAACGUAAUAUGUCAUCAUAUUGUAUAUUACUGGUGUUGAAAAUGAGUUCAUAAUAUUAGUAGGUAUAUUGUAUUCUUGUAAAUGUUGAAUUGUUUAUUUUAAAAAAUUUCUCUUUGUUUUCUUUUAUGUUUAUUUGUUUGUUACGUCACAAAUAAGGCCAUAUUCAGGUUUGUUAAAAAGCUUUGUUUUUAUUACUGAAUAUCUCUUUUUGAUUUUAUUUAUUUUUAUGUCAAUAAAACACCCUUUGUUAAAUAAUAUGAAGAGAGGUGUGUAUUGUUCAAUAAAAAUAUCUAUUUUGUUUUGAAAACAUGUAAAUAUUGAAUAGAGUAAUAAACUCAUUAGACAUAAUCGUUAUUAUAUAAAAAAAAUAAAUGUUUGAUACAUCAUAA
Zerene cesonia (dogface butterfly) is the source of this 2586-nucleotide messenger RNA. Its product is annotated as DDB1- and CUL4-associated factor 8-like. Gene Ontology annotation, cellular component: Cul4-RING E3 ubiquitin ligase complex; cytoplasm. The transcript has 4 exons. NCBI's taxonomy places the organism in Eukaryota, Metazoa, Arthropoda, Insecta, Lepidoptera, Pieridae. The coding region runs from base 9 to 593 and encodes 194 amino acids. The record is from RefSeq and is a predicted model, not a curated record. Gene Ontology annotation, molecular function: protein binding.